Molecule: messenger RNA, 604 nt
Organism: Musca vetustissima
Lineage: Eukaryota; Metazoa; Arthropoda; Insecta; Diptera; Muscidae
Product: probable serine/threonine-protein kinase clkA
Exons: 3
Coding region: 31-564 (177 amino acids)
Source: RefSeq, a predicted model, not a curated record
AAGCAACAAAAAACCAGCGAAUUUAAAAUAAUGGAUCGUGGCUCCGGACGUUAUUCAUACAAUCGUCGUGAAGGCGGUGGUGGCCAGCGUGGUGGUAAUAAUGGCGGUGGACACAAUCAACACCAUAACAAUCAUUCAAAUUCAUCCCUAUCAUCAUCCUCCUCAUCGUCAUUAUCAUCAUCUUCAAAUAACCAUAAUAAUAAUCAUUACGAUAAUCAUAAUUCAUAUAAUUCACAUCGUAAUACAAGUAAUAAUUCGUCGUCACAUUAUUCAAAUAAUUCGCUACAAAAUAAUUCAUCAUCGUCGUCGUCGUCGAUGUAUGCAAAUACAACAACACAUAUAAGCAAUAAUAUAACAUCAACAGCCCGCGAACCGAUAACACAACAUGAUGAACUUAUACGCUAUAUAAGAGAAGCAUGGACAAAAGUUAGUGAACAAAGUACAUCUGUUCUAUACAACGAUACUGAUAAUCAAUUAAAAAAUUUUAAACCAUUCAAUUUGGAAGAGUAUUGGGGCCAACGACUGGUUCAAAAUAUACACGUCUCUUCCCAUGGUCAUCAAUAAGAAGUCUCCAUUUUAUAUAUCACAAACAGACAGACAGACA